CUUAGGAUACAUUUUCCGCCCAGAGUAAAAGGACAGGAUACACUUUCAUCUUCAUAUUUUGCAUGUUACUCUGUAUGAAAAUGGGCGGCUUUAUCAGAGGCAUUUGUGUUCUUACAUUUACUUUUCUUGUAGGUCAGGCGAUCUGCGACUUGGAUAGAGAAUUCCUCCGCUCUAGAGAUAAAGACGUGGAGGAGUUCGAGAUAACUUCUGAUGACAUAACCAAUGAUGCUGGUGUCAUAGAGGAGUUUUAUACUGAAGACAGGACCGAGAGAAGUAGUGUAGCAAGUGAAGAAAAUGUCGACAAUUCCAGAGUCAAAAAAACUCUAACCGUAGCAAAUGGUGGUCAUUUGGGUGAUUGGGGCCCGGCGCAGUACUGUCCAAAAGGGUCAUAUGCCAUCGGUUACGACAUGAAGAUUGAACCCAAACAAAAGGUUGACAACACAGCGUUGAAUGCCAUCAAGCUUGUCUGUGAAUCUUUAGACGGGAAAGAAACUGGUGAGAUCACGUCAACCCAGGGACACUGGGGUUCUUGGGUUGGACGAACGUUCUGUCCAUCCGAAUCGGGCGAACGUCUCCAUCUAACCUCCUUUGACCUUCAAGUGCAGCAAAAACGGGGUGCAUUUAAAGAUGACACUGCCGCCAACUACGUGAAGUUCAGAUGCCGUAGUGGAAGUGGACGCCAGUACGAAAUAGUCAAACCGCCAGGACAUGGUUUAUUUGGCACAUGGGGAGCAUGGAGCGGCGAGUGUACACACGGCACUUCAAUUUGUGGAAUCAUGACAAAAGUGGAAAAGCCUCGAGGCCCCUUCCGCGACGAUACCGCUCUAAACGAUGUCAAAUUUUACUGCUGUAAAUAAACUGUAUGGUAUCACGCUGAAAUUAAGCACCUCAAGAAACGGCGCUUUAUUUCUAAAUGACGUUUCUAGUCAAUUUAUAAACAAAAUUACAAUUUUUACUCAACACAAUACUUCUCGUAUCUGAGCUAUGAUGAUAUACACUGUAUAAGUAGAACAUACUACACAUUUAAAGAUGUAAAGUUUCAAAACACCAACUGAAUGAUCCCUUUUAAAAGUUUCAAACCACAAAGUUCACAAAAGAAAUGUAAAAGCAUCUGCUUUUCAAAAAACGUUUCAUCUUGAAAUGAUCAAUUAAUAGUUUCAUUUUAUGAUAUAUAUUUGUUACGACCAAACAUAUACAUUGAACUUUGAAAAAAAAAGCCAAAACGUUUCAUAAGUGCAUUCAAGAAUGUAAAUUUUUAAAGCUUCGUAGUAUCUUAGAUACAUUCCACCAGACAGACGUACACACAUAUGCUAGCUGCUUUCUUAAUUUAUGUCCUAAUUAACUUGUAGACUCAGAAUGUUAUUAGUAACUUGUAUCUAAUGUCUACCAAAUGUUAUCAUAUCAUUUAUUUAUGUUAUUUAUAUUGAUUCGAGUAUUUCAAUAAAUACAGUCUGCAACGAUUAAA
This is a messenger RNA of Mercenaria mercenaria, 1465 nucleotides long. RefSeq names its product vitelline membrane outer layer protein 1-like. Bases 63 to 857 code for a protein of 264 amino acids. NCBI's taxonomy places the organism in Eukaryota, Metazoa, Mollusca, Bivalvia, Venerida, Veneridae. The transcript has 4 exons. The record is from RefSeq and is a predicted model, not a curated record.